This is a messenger RNA of Protopolystoma xenopodis, 672 nucleotides long. Lineage: Eukaryota; Metazoa; Platyhelminthes; Monogenea; Polystomatidea; Polystomatidae. The record is from the annotation of a GenBank genome assembly.
AUGGAGCACAGCCUUGUGAAUCCAAUGCUAGGCUUGAGUACGGGUGCAGAUGCCCCAAAUACGGAGCAUUUUGGUCACAGUACUGAGUAUCCGAUGGUAUUGGGUCCGCUGCCUACGAUCGGCCUCUCUGACAACGCCUACCUCUCCGAACUGCCACCUCGCACGAACCAAUGCCUUCUUACAAUCACGGGAGCCCUGAUCGAGGUACGCAUGCUUAUCGUUGGGGAGCGAGUAACUGUAUUGCCGGCUUGGGUGGAUGUUAAUCAAGUUGCGUUCACUCAAUAUGCUCCGGGUAGUGGCCACGUCAGUGGUGGUGGUGGCAGCGUUGUUGGGGCUGGAACUGGAGCAGCGGGUGCGGCUCCGAGUCAUCUGGGAUCUUCAGGAACUGCGGGUGCGAGUGGAGGCCCAGGAGCGGUUACGGCAGGUUCGGCCAGUGGAAUUGGAGUGCCUCUCGGCGCCGGUGGAGGAGGAGUUGCGGCAGGAGGGACAAUUUCCACUAGUGCAGCGGGAACUACAGGAAUGGGAGGUGUCGGAGGAGGAGCGAGUGGAGCAGGAGGCGUGGUUGGCGAUAAUGAUGCUGGAAAUCCGAGCGAAUGGGGCGAGCCAACUCAGGGCACGGACAAUGCUCAGACCUCGGGGAUGGUGAAUGCUGGAGGAGCAGCGAGUGCGUAA